Botrytis porri is the source of this 327-nucleotide messenger RNA. RefSeq lists its product as uncharacterized. The transcript has a single exon. The record is from RefSeq and is a predicted model, not a curated record. Bases 1 to 327 code for a protein of 108 amino acids. Lineage: Eukaryota; Fungi; Ascomycota; Leotiomycetes; Helotiales; Sclerotiniaceae.
AUGGAAGGAACGCAGCUAUAUCACAUUCUUGACGUCUCCAAAAAAAGAGUGAGACUUGUCACUCUGCUACCUGGAGACUUCUCAAGGGAUAUUCAUUGCACAUUGACGACGGUCUCUUUGUCAGAUGAGCCAGUUUACGAGAUUCUCUCAUAUGUUUGGGGAAACCCUACAAACAAACGCGACAGUACUCUCCAACGCGUUUCCUUUCCAGUAACCACCAAUUUAGAGUCGGCACUUCGAUAUCUGAGGUAUCGCGAUCUACCAAGAGUUUUGUGGAUCGACGCAAUCUGUAUCAACCAAGAAGAUAUACCCGAACGUGACUCAUAG